AUGGUAUCUCAGGAAGCGAAAGAUUUAGUUCGAAUGAUGCUAACUGUUGAACCAGCAAAUAGAGCAACCAUUAAUCAAAUAUUAGAAAAUCGAUGGUUAUCAGAAUAUAACAGUGUCCUACAGGCACCACUGAAUACGCCUCAGGUACUGGCGGAAGAAGCACUACAACGGCCCGCCGUCACAGUGGCAAUUAUAAAUGCUAAUGGCGAUAAUCGAUUAGAGGAUACAGACGCCGACGCGGUAUUAGGAGGAUCCGGUGUGACCGAUGUUGAUGAAUUAGCCGUAACGUCUCCUUUAUAA
Molecule: messenger RNA, 300 nt
Organism: Didymodactylos carnosus
Lineage: Eukaryota; Metazoa; Rotifera; Eurotatoria; Philodinida; Philodinidae
Source: the annotation of a GenBank genome assembly